CCUCGUGCAAAGAUGUCAAAUGCUUUGCUCUUUGUCUUGCUCUUCCUGUUUCCGAUGCUGCUGUCUGGAGCUUGGUUUCCCAAAACUUUGCCUUGUGAUGUUAAAUCUUCAGAAGGUACUGUGACAGUGGACUGCACCUACCGGCGUCUCACACAAGUCCCCAGAGGGAUCCCUGAAAACGCUACCAACCUCACCCUGAGUAUUAACCAUAUUCCCCAUAUCUAUCCAACAUCCUUUGCUCAACUUAAAAACCUCAUGGAGAUUGACUUCAGAUGCAACUGUGUGCCUGUCAGACUGGGGCCCAAAAAUCUUAUCUGCAACAGAGGACUGUUGAUUGAGAAUGGCAGUUUUGCUGCCCUGACAAGACUGAAGUCACUGUACUUGGAUGCAAACCAGCUGUUGGAAAUACCCCGAGGUCUUCCUGCUACUUUAACCCUGCUGAGCCUGGAAGCAAAUACUAUCUUUUCUAUCCAAAAAGCCAACUUGUCAGAGCUAGGAAACAUUGAGGUAUUGUAUCUGGGACAGAACUGUUACUACCGCAAUCCAUGCAAUGUUUCAUUUGAGAUUGAGGAAACAGCCUUUCUGGAGCUGAAAAAAUUAACAAUACUAUCCCUGAAGUCCAACAACUUAACACAUAUUCCACCCAAUUUGUCAUCUACUUUGAAGGAACUGUAUAUUUACAAUAACAGGAUUCAAGUGAUUCAAGAGCAGGAUUUAAGUGCCCUUCCCAACCUAGAAAUUCUCGAUCUAAGUGGCAACUGCCCACGUUGCUAUAAUGCCCCAUAUCCUUGCACUCCCUGCACCAGUGGCUCGAUUCAGAUACAUUCAAAGGCUUUUGAUUCCUUGAAAAAUUUAAGAAUUUUGCGACUUCACAGUAACUCUCUCCAGAGCGUACCCCGCAGUUGGUUUAAAAACAUCAAGAACCUCAAAGAACUUGACCUCUCCCAAAAUUUCCUCAUGAAGGAGAUUGGAGAUGCUCAGUUUUUGAAGUUUGUCCCCAGCCUGGUGGAGCUUGAUCUGUCCUUUAAUUUUGAACUCCAGUUGUAUUCUCCCUUCUUGAAACUGUCUGAGACAUUUUCUUCCCUCUCUAACCUGGAAACCUUGAGGCUCAAGGGUUAUGUCUUUAAAGAACUGAGAGAGGAGGAUCUACGCCCACUGCUCCGUCUUAGGAAUCUCACCGUCUUGGAUCUUGGGACUAAUUUUAUUAAAGUUGCAAACCUGACAGUGUUCGAAGAAUUCCCAGCUCUUAAGUUCAUAGACCUCUCAGUGAAUAAAAUUUCUCCUUCUUCAGGGGAAAGCAACUCCAAUGGAUUCUGCUCUAAUCUUGGGUUUUCAGUAGAGCAGUACAUCAGGCAAGCAUUACCAGAAAUGCAUUAUUUCAGGUAUGAUGUGUAUGAGCGAAGUUGCCGUUCCAAAGAUAAAGAGGCUGCUUCCUAUCAAUCUUCAGUUAAGGAAGAUUGCCUGCAAUUUGGAAAAACUCUGGAUUUGAGCAGAAAUAAUGUGUUUUUUAUUAACCCCUCAGACUUCCAGGGACUUAGCUCCCUUACAUGUCUCAACUUGUCAGAUAAUGCAAUAAGUCAAACUUUAAAUGGAAGUGAAUUCUCCUACUUGUCUGGAUUGAAAUAUCUGGAUUUUUCUAACAACAGGGUUGAUUUGCUAUACCAAACUGCUUUCAAAGAGCUAGAACAUUUAGAAAUUCUUGACCUGAGCAAUAAUCAACAUUAUUUUCUGGCAGAAGGUAUUACUGAAGAGCUCAGUUUUAUAAAAAGUUUGACACAUCUGAGAAAGCUGAUGAUGAACGAUAAUGACAUUUCUACCACCAUUAACACAGGAAUGGAAAGCCAAUCUCUUCAAAUUUUAGAAUUUAGAGGAAAUCGUUUAGAUGUUUUAUGGAUGGAUGGCAAUGCUAGAUACUUAUCCUUCUUCAAGAAUUUGACCAGCCUGGAAGAACUGGAUAUUUCCUUCAACUCACUCAGUUUUUUGCCUCCCACUGUUUUUGAAGCAAUGCCUCCCAAACUCAAGCUCCUCAACUUAACCAAUAAUCAAUUGAAGAGUUUCAACUGGGAAAACCUCCACUAUCUGAAGAAACUAGUAACUCUGGACCUGAGCAAUAACCUUCUGACCACUGUUCCCCGAGAACUGUCCAAUUGCUCCUCAUCACUGCAAGAACUGAUGCUCCGAAACAAUCAUAUUCAUCAGCUAACCAAACAUUUUCUCAGAGGUGCUUUUAAACUGAGGUAUUUGGACCUCAGCUCAAACAAGAUUGAAAUAAUUAAGAAAUCUAGCUUCCCUGAAAAUGUCAUCAACAACCUGAAGAUGCUGCUUUUGCAUGGCAACCCUUUCAGGUGCAACUGCGAGGCCGUGUGGUUUGUCUGGUGGAUCAAUCAGACUCAGGUGACUAUUCCUCUUCUGGCCUCAGACGUGACCUGUGCUGGCCCAGGGGCACAUAAGGGAAGGAGCGUGGUUUUCUUGGAUCUGUAUACCUGUGAGCUGGACACCUCGUAUUUGAUCCUGUAUGCUCUAUCAGCUUCAACCGUCCUCAGCUUUAUGGUGCUUGCGGUGACGAGCCAUCUGUACUUCUGGGAUGUGUGGUAUAGUUACCAUUACUGCACUGCCAAGCUGAAGGGCUAUCGGCGUUUAUCUUUACCAGAUGCCUGUUACGAUGCUUUUAUUGCCUAUGACAACGAAGAUCCAGCUGUGAAUGACUGGGUGAUGGAAGAACUGGUUAGAAGGCUGGAAGACCGAAAAGCCAGGCAGUUCAAUUUAUGCCUGGAAGCAAGGGACUGGCUCCCGGGACAGCCGGUCUUUGACAACCUUUCCCAGAGCAUUCAGCUGAGCAAAAAGACUGUAUUUGUGCUGACCAAUAAGUAUAUUAAAAGUGGCAGUUUCAGGACAACCUUUUACAUGGCCCACCAGCGGCUUCUAGAUGAAAAACUGGAUGUCAUUGUCUUGAUAUUCCUUGAGAAGGUUUUGCAGAAGUCGCGCUAUGUCCGUCUGAGGAAGAGGCUGUGUCGAAAUUCUGUCCUGGAAUGGCCAACUAACCCUCAGUCUCAGCCCUUCUUCUGGCAGUGCCUGAAAAAUGCCAUAGCUACAAACAAUUUGCUGGCUUAUAACAAGCUUCUCCAAGAAACUGUUUAGCUCUGCUCUCCCUUUAUAUAUUGUUAUGAUGCAGAGUUAGCAAAAGAUCCUCAACUUCAUUUGCCAAAUUUGUUGAACCAUAGAAGAUAAAUCUAAUUUUGAUAUUAAGCCCUAAAAUGGAAUGCACAUUUAAUUCCAAAGCUGAAAAUUCACUUGUUGUGCUAUGACAAGUUUGAAGAGAAACUGUUGCCAGAGCAGAUGUUUAGCUGACGUGCCUUGGUUGGCACUGAUUGCUGCACAGGAAGAGGAGAUGCCAAAAUGAGAAGGUGUGAGGUAAAGUUCAGAAGGUCUUGCAGCCUUCUGCGUGAAAGUAAUGAGGGGGAGGAGAACAGCAGAGAGGCAGAGGGACAGGCACAAGGCAGAUAGAGAAACUCAAGUAAAUCAAGGUGGAAGUGAAAAGAAACAAGGAAAGGAAGGUAAAAAGAUAAAAGAGAAAGUGGAAAAGGUGGGGGAAAAUGCAGCUAAAGUAGUGCAUCCUAGAAGUUAAAGAAUAUGUACUGCUAAUUUGCAAGUCACCUUUUCACUUUGCCUUUCACCUGCCUCUUGGGUUGUUGGCUGAGCUGGCUCCUUCCCGAAGACUCAGGGCUCCUCUCCAGUGUUGUAAUGUCAGUUUUAGGAGCUUGGCUUCUCCAUUUCCACCCAAGUCCUAUGUAACAAACCCUUCUGUAUCAACUGGGAUGGUGUUAGCUGGUCCAGCCAGGGCUGGGGCCUGAAGACUUGCUAAAGUGACUGAGUCACCUCCACCUGCCCAGACUUUCUCCAGAAGAAAGCAUGAUCAAAAUCUGGAAGUACAAAGCGUGUAAGACCAAGUCAUACAAGGAAAGCAUAUAUCCCGCUGUUUCUUUAGAUGUGCUGUGGUGCUCCAGAGCAGCCUCAAGCUCUCCUUUACCUUCUUGUUACCCAGGCAAGCCCCUCUCCCACAGCAGCUGAUAGGGCACCACUAAACACCUGAGAUAGGAAUGGGUCUGACUUUAGAGACAUCCUGAAAAAGGGAAGAAACAAUGCUCAGAAACAUGAACACCUAGGCCUGUUCCCCACUCUGUUUCACAGAACACACUCAUCAAACACUUGAGAGUAUUUCAACUGAAGCCUUUUGAAAUGGCAGCCUGAACUUCUGAGUGUGACAUGGGCAGGUUCUCUGCUUGUUGUGAUGAUGUCUGUUUUGGGAGGGCAGCACAUUCUCACCUUGCAAGGUGCUCCUGUCUGCAUCAGUCUGGGUAGCUUCUGCUCUCUUGCUCAAAGUUCUUUUUCUUUUCUGGCAAGUAGUCUCUGUAAUAACUCUGGCUGCAGGGGAACUGACACUCUUAAUUGCUUUAAACUUUUUUUCACUUACCUGUUCUGACUGGUCCUUUCUUUAAAUAGACUCUCUUUUAUUUAAUUGUAGGUAUCCAGACAGACAAGAACACAAAUACAAACAUAAACAGGAAAGCAAAACUUCAUGUAACAAUAUUGCAGAUAAGAAGGGUUUUUUUCCUCUCAAUUUGUCACAUCAUUUAGGAAGAAAUUCUGUAAAGAAAGGGUGAUCAGGCAUUGGAAUGGGCUGUCCAGGAAAGUGGUGGAUUCUCCGUCUCUGGAGGUUUUUAAGAUAAGACUGGAUGUGGCACUUAGUGCCAUGGUCUAGCAACCACGGUGGUAGUGGAUCAAGGGUUGGACUUGAUGAUCUCGGAGGUCCCUUCCAACCCAGCUGAUUCUAUGAUUCUAUGAUUUUUAUUGGUUAAAUACAGAAAUAGGAAAUAGAGAUGGAUCUCAUUAAAAAAUUGGUCGUUUUAUGGUUAUAUUUUAAUAAUGUGUAUUUCUGAUGGUUCUCUUUGAAAGCCUAAACAAUCUGUACCUCUAAAUAUGAUAACAUGAGCUAUAAUAUGACUCUCUCCAUAAGGUAAUGCUUGAAACAGGAACCUCUGUUCCUCAGUUACUCAUACACCAUCUCCUUCUACCUCCCCACAAUAUCUAUUUUGGAGCAGAUCCUCUUUCACAGCCUCAUUGAUUAGGGAAGGAACACAAGGUCACUUAGCCUUUCUGAGGUUGAGGGAAGAAGUAUUUUCUCCUCUUCCAUUGAGAAGCACCCAAAGGAUGGGUACGACAUGAGUAGCAAUGAUUAUAUAUUGGUACACGUACUAAGGGACCUGAUUAGAAAGCACAUCCUCCUUGAUUUGUUGCUUGUUAACAAGAGAGCCUCAUGACUGAAGUGGUGGAAAUUUUGGAACAUGGAGUAGUUUAAUUUAAAAUAUCUGGUGACAGAAGGAAAUUUGCUAGCAAAACUCUGGAUAAGAGGAGAGCAGAAUUCAGGCUGCUAAGGGAGCUGCUUUGCAAGGUCCCCUAGGAAAGUGGCUUUGAAGUUGCUGGGAUCUAUCACUGUGGUCACAUUUUAAACACCAUCUCUUAAGGGCACAGGAACAUGCAAUUCCAAAAUGUUGGAAGUCAUGCUGGUGAGGCAGAAGGUCAGCUUGGCUAACCAGGGAUAUUUUUGUGGAGCUAAGGCAAAAAGAAGAAAGUGUAUGGCCAGUGGAAGCAAGAUUGGGUGACUUGGGAGGAUGUUAUGGUUUAACCCCAACUGGCAACUAAGUAUCAUGCAAUCACUCACUUCUUCCCAACACUCUUGGGAUGGGAAAGAGAAUCAAAAAAGAAAAGUAAAACUUUUUAUUUGAGAAAAGAACAGUUUAAUAAUUGAAAUGAAGUAAAAUAUAAUAUUGCAACAACAAGAACAAUAAUAAUAAUAAAAAGGGGAGAGAGAGAGAAAUAAAUAAAACCCAAGAAUGACAAAUGAUGCACAAUAGUUCCGUACCACUCACUGACUGAAGCAAAACCCAUCUCCAAACCACAAUGAGUUCCCCUUCCAGGUAGCUCCCCCAGUCUAUAUACUGGGCAUGACAUUCUGUGGUAUGAAAUAUCCCUUUGGCCAGUUCAGGUCAGCUGUCCCAGCUAUGCUCCCUCCCAGCUUCUUGUGCACCUUCUCUCUGGCAGAGCUUGGAGCUUGCUUGUCUGGUGGUGUAGCAGUGUCUGAAUUACAAAACACUGAACAGUCCUGUGGUUUCUAUAUGUUAGAGUUUCAUGAUGGUGUAGCUUGUGAUCUGGUGUGAGGUAAUUAGGAGGAGGAGGUUUUAAGGGGUCUCUGGAGGUCAGAGCAGGUUUGGUUUCAACAUAUCAAUAUCUUCUUUAGGCUCCUGUUCUGCAAUAACAUUGGAAUGCUAUGCAGCAAACAUGAUAUCCUGUAAAGAAACUUUAUAACAGCAUCUUUAAAAAAAAUUAACUCAGUGAAGAUCGGGAGCCCUUGGUCUGUAGUAGAUCACACUGUAGGUCAGUAGCUCCUCCAGACAACCUAUUGUUUGUCUUGUGAAUAAUCCCUGCCUUUUCAGUUUCUCAAUCUUGUUCUGAAAGUAUCUGCCUACAGAAAUUAGCUCUAUGACAGGCUGUUCAUUUGAAAAAAAUCAGCUGUAGGCCAAAUGUCUCCAUGUACUCUGAAGAAGAUAUUCGGAUCAUUUAGGUUAUCAGUUGCCUCAGGAGGAGCUCAACUUCACUGAACGUAUAUGGAAGUUAGCCUCAUAAUUUGGGAAGACUAAUUGUGUGUCUAAAUGCAAAAGACAUACACACUAAUCCAUCACUAUCUUCAGGACUAUAAAUGAUAAAAAUAAAGCACAGGAAAGUCAAACCAUUUCUAGUAUAUCCAUCUGCUUCUGCUGCAACUGAAAAGCGAAUCUGGAUAUCCAACUUCCAAAAGCAACCUGCAUGCAUUCCUUAGUUCAUGAGCACUUAGAGAUUAUUAUACAUGGGAUUAUUUAAUCAGAAAAAUAGCCAAAAUUGAGAAUCAAAUGUAUACCUGGUGAGAAAUUCUAUAUUUGGCUGUGAAAAGUAUGAGACAGUAGGAAGCCCUGCUAAGUUCUGUAAAACUGAGGUGGUUGGGGUUUUUUGCUUUUGUGAGAGAGUAUCUUUGUUCAAAGAAGUGUACCAGAAUAGCCACUGAUCAAAAUCCGUGGCCUUAUCUGUCUUUGUUUUCUUUCCUUUAUUGUUUCUAAGACAGAAUGUUAAGGGCAAAAUUUUGAGCAAUAGCGUCUCUGAGUAACUUGAGCUUUUUUUAAAGAGAAACUGCCACAAAAUCAAAACUGUUUUUGCUGAUGCAAAUUCAGAAACAUUUGAGGAAAAAAAGUUUCAAUUUUUUUCUAGCAAUAGCAUUAUUGAAGGACUGGCAAUAGAUUUACAUAAUUAUGGAAAAGCUGGCAAGCCAUACAAUGGAAGGUUUCAGCUUUUGGUUUCUAAAUAUUUUUCUGAAUAUUUUCUUUUAUUUUACAAGCUAAGUUCUAGUUUCACUGUCUUAGCUGUUUGGUUUAUCUGUGUUAUACUCCCCAUAGUAAUAUCUGCAACUAUGGCAUCAUAUAUGUUAUCAAUAUUUUAGUAAGAUUCCACAAGAGUGAGACAUUCUGGAAGUAUGUGUUGCUUAAAAACACAUAUACCCAGUCUUGUGUUUUCCUACCGACAAAGUAAGUUUCAAUUAAAGAGCAAAACUCUCAAUGAAUCCUUCUUUGUGAAUAUGCCUUCUUUUCCUGUUCUAAUUUUUGAUGCUUUUGCUUUGCUAACUGAAGGAAUAAUUGAAAUCUGAUAUUUAACUGAUAUCCUGCAGUGACAAAUUACUUUUAGUGUAGAACAACAAAGUAAAAUUUACUGAAACAAUGAACAAGAGAGGUUUUAGCUUAUAUUCUCAUUUUCUUGUUUGCAAAAGAUUCUUUCCCAUAAUUUACCCCGAAUAUUGGAGAUCCACAAGUCUAUAUAGAAUAAUUACACUCAUACAGGGCUAUGGUCUUUUAUAGUGCACCUGAAUGCUGCAUUCUGUUAAUAAUAAAAUUU
Pseudopipra pipra is the source of this 7974-nucleotide messenger RNA. RefSeq names its product toll-like receptor 7. The record is from RefSeq and is a predicted model, not a curated record. The transcript has a single exon. Gene Ontology annotation, cellular component: plasma membrane. Gene Ontology annotation, biological process: canonical NF-kappaB signal transduction; positive regulation of interleukin-6 production; defense response to virus. Lineage: Eukaryota; Metazoa; Chordata; Aves; Passeriformes; Pipridae. Gene Ontology annotation, molecular function: pattern recognition receptor activity; protein binding. Bases 13 to 3138 code for a protein of 1041 amino acids.